Molecule: messenger RNA, 1917 nt
Organism: Anguilla rostrata (American eel)
Lineage: Eukaryota; Metazoa; Chordata; Actinopteri; Anguilliformes; Anguillidae
Gene: tm7sf2
Product: transmembrane 7 superfamily member 2
Exons: 11
Coding region: 173-1438 (421 amino acids)
Biological process (GO): cholesterol biosynthetic process
Cellular component (GO): nuclear inner membrane; endoplasmic reticulum membrane
Molecular function (GO): Delta14-sterol reductase activity
Source: RefSeq, a predicted model, not a curated record
GAACAUGGCAGUGUCCUGAACCUAUUGGUUCAACGAUGUUAUAUGACGGCGGACCAGGCAUGUGGGGCGGUACUGCGCACGCGUGUUACAGCUUUUCAGUGUUACCAGGGUUUCGUGUUUCAGAUGGAGUGGAUGCUUGAGUAAUUUCGUGCUGCCUUCACGAAACACAGAGAUGAAGCUGGAUAAACAAAGAUCCAGGCACACAACGGAGAGGGAAUUUGGGGGGACCUUGGGUGCCACAUGCAUCCCUGUCCUGCUGCCGCUGACUGUGCUUUACCUGCUGAGUGUAUGUCGCUCCCCGGGGGCAAGCCUGCUCCAGUGGCCCCCUCCCCUGCCCCCCACAUCCCAGCUCUGGGACCCCGUGGCCCCCAUGCUGCUGCUUGGAUGGCUGGCCCUCCAGAGCUUUCUCUAUAUGUUACCCGUGGGAAAGGUGGCUGAGGGGAUGGUGUUGCGGGAUGGAUCCAGACUGAAGUACCCUAUCAAUGGGUUCCACUCUUUCUGUAUAAGUGCCAUAUUGCUGGGACUGGCACUGUGGCUGGGGAUGCCCCUUGGAUACCUAUUCGAGUUGUUGUUUCCCUUGGCAGUAUGCUCAAUGGGCAUGUCAUUCCUGCUGUCCCUCUACCUCUACCUCCGCUCAUUUUGGGCACCAUACCAAGCCCUUUCCUUGGGGGGAAAUACAGGUAACCCCCUCUAUGAUUUCUUCAUGGGGCGUGAACUUAACCCACGAAUUGGACGUUUUGAUCUCAAAUACUUCUGUGAGCUUCGGCCAGGUCUGAUGGGUUGGGUUGUGAUUAAUCUGGCGAUGUUAAUGAAGGAGGUCGAGUUACGAGAAUCCCCCUCCUUCGCCAUGCUAUUGGUCAACGUCUUCCAGCUGCUUUAUGUGAUGGAUGCAUUAUGGAACGAGGAGGCUGUGCUGACCACCAUGGACAUCGUGCACGACGGCUUUGGGUUCAUGCUCGUGUUCGGGGACAUGGCCUGGGUUCCAUUCACCUACAGCCUGCAGGCCAUCUUCCUGGUCAUACACCCGCAAUCACUGAGUGCCGUCGGAGGCAUCGCUAUCAUCGCACUUAAUGGUAUGGGGUAUUAUAUCUUCCGUAGGUCAAAUUCCCAAAAGAACCAGUUUCGACGGGACCCCACUCAUCCCAGUGUAGCAGGCCUGGAAACCAUUGCCACAGCAACAGGGAAACGCCUCUUAGUGUCUGGCUGGUGGGGACUCGUCCGUCACCCUAAUUACCUUGGGGACCUGCUCAUGGCCACUGCUUGGUCCCUACCCUGCGGCGUGUCCCACCUUCUGCCCUAUUUCUAUAUUAUCUAUUUCACCGUCCUGCUGAUUCACCGGGAGGCUCGGGACGAGAAGCAGUGCAGGCGCAAAUACGGGCUGGCCUGGGACACCUACUGCCGAAGGGUGCCCUACAGGAUCAUCCCCUACAUCUACUGAGCCAGAAAGGGGCCGAUGCUUGGCUCACAAACUCCUCAUCCACGUGGACAGGCAGCAUUUUUGUACAUGUGUUGAGCCUGACUGGACUGAAUCAUAGCACACUUUGUGCUGUUGCUUGGAUUAUUCAUUAGCUCCCGCAAAUCAUGAUUUUAAGGCAAAGGUUGAGAAAUGAAAAGUUGUCAAAGGUUCGCAGAAGGGUUGUAUUAUAAAGGACGAGUGCUUUACUUGAAUUAUUGCAGCGUACCGAUGGGCAUUAAUGCACACCAACCGGUGACCGCAACUUCAGUCACUGUGCUAGCCAACAUCCCUCUCAUGUUCUAGGCUGGUGAAAACCUCCAACCAAGCAAUACCCUGUUCCAAUAUAUAUGGCAUUCUCAAAACUUAUUUUGCAUUGACUGAACUGAACCAAUGCAAACUAUGACUGACUGACCAUUAUUGCUCUGUGCCUUUCCUCAGAUUAAAAAAUAUCUUGAACUGAA